GACGACGUUUAGAAGGUAGCCAUCUUGCAAUCCCUAAUCAAAGAUCUUUGGCUAGCGGGUUUCGUUGUCUGGUUUUUCGGCCAGUUAAUAUCAACACACAGUUCAUCAGAUGGCUUUAAAACGAAUUAAUAAGGAACUUCAAGAUCUUGGAAGAGAUCCACCUGCACAAUGCUCAGCUGGUCCCGUAGGAGAAGAUUUAUUCCACUGGCAAGCCACUAUAAUGGGACCACCUGACAGUCCAUACCAAGGAGGCGUUUUUUUCCUUACAAUCCACUUUCCCACAGAUUAUCCCUUUAAACCACCUAAAGUAGCAUUCACGACCAGAAUUUAUCACCCUAAUAUAAACAGUAAUGGAAGUAUUUGUCUGGAUAUAUUGAGAUCACAGUGGUCUCCAGCACUCACUAUUUCAAAAGUGUUACUAUCAAUAUGCUCUCUCCUAUGUGAUCCAAAUCCAGAUGACCCGUUAGUACCGGAAAUAGCAAGGAUAUACAAAACCGACAGGGAGAAGUACAACGAAUUGGCACGUGAAUGGACGCGCAAGUAUGCCAUGUGAUGCGUCAGUUUCUGUUGACUUCAACAUCUAAACACCACCAACGAGCAGCCCCAGCCUAAUGCCACUUAUCGUUCAGCACCGAUUCAAACUAGCAAUUGCUCGUCCGAUUUUAAAGUUGUGCCGCAGUUGAGGCUCGCAGGAGCGCUCAGGUCAUACGUGAUUCAACGCCAAAAGAUUCUAGUUCCUGGGUAGCCUGCGAGUUUUAAGACGGCGACACGAAGGCUACUGAGGCAAUUUUAAAGGUGGUCACACAAUAUUAUUCAUCUAAAUCGACAAAAAAAAAAGAAUGUCCGCUUUGAUUUUCAUAAACAAUAAAGAAAUUAAAUUUAAAAAACAAAAUAGGAGAGUGAAAGUAGGAUUUGUAUUUGAACUUAAUAGUUUAAUUUUCAAUGAUUGUGCUUAUAAUAUUGUAAUAUCGUAAACCUACUUUCUCAGUGAAAAAAAAAACCAAACUUCGUACUGACAUCACACCGGUUGUUAGUUUUUAUGCAACUGAGCGAUCUUUGCCCGUCCCUUGAAACAAUGCGGUCACUUUUUUGUAAGACUGGGCUCUAUAUAAAUAUUUCUGAAACUAUACCUAUUCAGUUUUGUUUGAUUAUUAAAAUUCCUUACCUGUUUUAUAACAAUUUUCAUAAAGUACUAUUGAUAUUCAUAGCUCGGUUUGACGGUGUGUGAAAUAAUUUAAUUGUUAAUUUAAUGUUUUUUCGGCUGAACGGCAAAUGUGACUCAGGCUUAUUGGCUUACACUAAUUAUAAAUAUUAUCAGUUAUAUUUAAAUUAAGAAAUUGUCGAAAUUAAAUGUUUAAUCACUUAAAUAAAUCUGCUUUGCGUUACUGAAACUACAGUUAGUUAAUCUAUUGUACUUUUCCCAUUUCAACAAUAAAGCUUGCCUCAAGGCCACUGCCAUAAGUCAAUAAUUUGCCGCUCAUCCACUUAUUUAAUGGCAUUCAUUUAAAUACUUCAUUGUCUAAUAUAUGGAUAUUCUUUUUAUUCUCAAGGGGCCUUUUAUAGUUCUCUCGUUGCCUCGAUAAUCUCCUUCUCUCUUAUAAUAAUUUAAAAAAAAAGUAUUUAUUUUACUACGAAUGUUAUGUUGUAUAUUACUGGACAAUAAUCUGAAUAGCAUAGCAAAAUUUUUUUUUUUAAUCCAAUUCUCACUGAAUGAAUCAAUAUUUGAUGGAAAUAUUCUUUAAUUUAUUAUAACAGAGAAAGAGAAUUUGAAUGAGCUCAAUUUAUUAGAAAAAAAAAUAAUUACGCAUUAUAAUUUCAAUUGUUAAAUGUUAAACUCCCACGCAAUGCUAGAACUUUCGAAUUAAAUAAAUGAUUGUGAUGAGAUUGCACACUUUGAUGGCUCUAGCAGCGUUUAUCUUUUGAUUUUAUUUAACAAAAAUAAAUUUUAAUCGUGAUACGCCAUGAUUGUGGAUCUCUUAAUUAGAGAGUAAGAUAAUUUACAAGAAUGGAACGUGUGUCAAAGUGAAUGUAAAAGUUUUGUAAAGCACAUAUAACCAAUUCCAUCGGUGCUUUAAUAAUUAACAAAAAAAAAGCCUGUGGAUUAUUGAAAAUAAAAAAAAAAUUGUAAACGUAGAAAAGAAUUUAGUUAUCCACGUUGUAAUGGGUGGUUCAUCGAUGCCAAUCAUGUUUUAGAUGAACAUUUAUCAUUGUAAACACGAUAAAGAAAUAAAAGGAAGCGCGGCACGAUAGGUAUUUAAAUUGAUUAAAAAAAUACAAAUUAUUCCGGAUAACCAUUGUUCACAGUUAUUAGAAACAAGAUGCGGUUCAAGUGUAAUUAUUAUUUUUAACGCAAUCAUGAACAUUUUUAAUAACUUAUCUUGUGUACAUUUUAGCAUUAGCCCUUUAUAUAAUAAAGUCCACAUAACAAUAACAA
Messenger RNA from Chelonus insularis, 2434 nucleotides. It is a transcript of the gene eff, whose product is annotated as ubiquitin-conjugating enzyme E2 eff. Gene Ontology annotation, cellular component: nucleus. The coding region runs from base 110 to 553 and encodes 147 amino acids. Gene Ontology annotation, molecular function: ubiquitin conjugating enzyme activity. The record is from RefSeq and is a predicted model, not a curated record. Gene Ontology annotation, biological process: protein polyubiquitination. The transcript is spliced from 6 exons. Lineage: Eukaryota; Metazoa; Arthropoda; Insecta; Hymenoptera; Braconidae.